UGUCGAAUGCGUGCAGCGCGUACUACUUCACCUCGUAGCGUUAUCGGGAAAGCGCGGGAAAAUCGCGGCGCCGAGCGCUCGCUUCAGUAGGCUCGCGGCCGCCGACAGACAUGGACGGGUCCGCGCGCGCGCUCUCUCUCGUACUCGCGGUGCUCGCGCUCGCGUACGCGCGCGCCCACAUGCCGUCCCACGACAACAUCCUCAGAAUACAGUUGUGGGACGCGGAGGGUCUCAGCAGGGAUCCCAUCACGACGCCGGCUCCGGCAACCACGCCAGCUGCGGCCACCACCAGGCGCCACAAGUUGAAAGUGAACUUGGACUUGCUGUACGAAACUAUGCUGGAGGAGGGCCACGGCGGAGGCUUCGGCCGGUUCACUCGUCACAAAGUGCGGCACAAGCGGCGCCGGCCCCGGCAGACCGGCACCGACCUGCCGUGGCGGUUCCACGCCGGGGACCAGGUGGUGAACGUGGCCGUGUACGACGACAAUGUGCCGUGGGAUGUUAUCGAGGCUGACAAUAGCGGGACCGUGGUGAAUGCCAGUGCAGUGAGUGACAGUGCCAGUUCCGCAGUGAAUGCGCCGCGGGACGUGGGGCCCCCCAUGCUGCUGCGACAACCUGAGGACGAGGAACGAGAGGUCAAAAAAGCCUUGCCACAAGUUCCAAAAUGCUGUCCAAGUGGACAGAACCUCACCACUACCGUGGAAGAUGGCACGGUGAAGACUGUCUGCAGCCGAUCCAGCCUGACCUUCCAGCCAUACUUCUUCCAAGCUAAUGAAACAUACAUGUUUAGCUACGAAACCAAUGUCUACGAAACAUUAGUAGGCAAUCCUUGUAAAUAUGAUAGGUACAAAUUAGAGCCAUACAUACACAGUGAAGACGAGUUCUAUCUCCUAGUAAACGGGUCUCUCUUCGUGCCAUACGCAAGACCGUACUUACUGGGUACGAAAGACUAUUGCAUGGAGACGUUUUACAAUGAGUCGGUGCCAGCAGGGUUGACUUUACCAGUCGUUUGUUUCACUACGCCUAUGGAAGAAACUAAGACGUCGUCUACGCUAAUUGCGUAUGCCACAGGUCUCCUAAUAUCGGUGCCGUUCCUCCUAGCAACGGCUUUUGUGUACCUAUUCAUUACGGAGUUACGGGACACACACGGCAAGGCGCUCGCUUGCCACACCGUAUGUUUGGCGCUCGCAUUCACUUGCCUCGCCGCCACGCAACUCGCGGGGCACGCCUUUCCUACAGUCGCUUGUACUAUUAUGGCAUACUUGAUCCAGUUUUCGUUCGUAUCCUGCUUCUUCUGGCUAAACGUGAUGUGUUUCGAUAUAUUCCUGAACGUUCGGAGAUACAUAAACGCGUCAGUAACAAGACGCAGCAUGCGACGAAGGUUCGCGUGGUACUGCGUAUACGCAGUCCUAUUCCCCAUACUGCUACUAAUAGUUACUAUAACUAUGGACCUGUCGCCGGCAGUGCCCAGUACUUAUCUGAAGCCUAACUUCGGAGUUAAGGGCUGCUGGUUUAAGACGGAUCAAGCAGCGUUGCCGUACUUCUACGGUCCAGUUGCUCUAAUACUGUUCAGCAAUCUUUGUAUAUUUUUCUUCACAUCGCGAGCCAUCGCUACGCAUUACGAUAAACUUAAGGAUGUUACACCGUUAGACCUGACACACUCAGACUUCAGCACGUCAGACGACUGGGUGCGCCUGGGCACGGUGCUAGGCCAGCCGCUGCCAGUCCACGAGACCACGGCCUCGCCGCCUAGGGAAGCACCCUCGAAUUUCAAUCAGAGGCUUAAGAAGUACAAAAAAUUGUUCCGCAUGUGCUGCCUACUAUCCUUCAUCAUGGGCCUAACAUGGGUGCUGGAGGUAGUCUCAUGGGCGGCGGGCGCGGGGUCAGAUGUGGUGUCAGUAUGGUCGGUGCUCGACCUGGUCAACGCGCUGCAGGGUGUCGUCAUAUUCGCCAUCUUUGUGCUGCAGCAGCCCGUCCGAUCGCUUGUUAAGUCCUCACACAUAUUCUCGUCAUGCAAAAGGAAAAAGGACGGCUCAGAAGUAUCCGUCGUAAGUGAAAGAAACAGCAUCAUAGGUCCCGGCAGAAGAGACUAUGUGUAGUGUAGUGUCAGUGACGUUGGACGAACGUUCUAGAACAAGCCAGCGGUGGCUGAUACACUCGAGACUGAUAAUGGUAACAGUAUUAUUGGCUUUGAAGAUUCAGUGGUGAGUGGACAAUGUUAUAUUGGUCAUUAUGAAUUGGAACUUCUUUAAUUGUAAUAAGGUCUUAAGUUCCGUAAACUUAUUGGAGCUGUCAAAACUUUUGUAUCUUUCGAUCAUGUUGGAAAUGACGUUUGAUGGAAUCGACAAUCAGUUCCUUAAACGAGUGUAUUGAACGGUCUUCUCAUGAAUACGGACCUAAGUAUUUAAGUUCUUACCGAGUUUGAAAUUACGAAUGAUUGAGUCUAUUUUGAAUAUAAAUUAGGUGUAAAUAUUUAUGUGGUGACUGUUAUUUGAAUUUAUUUGGCAGCGAAUUUAUCACAACGAAAUCUUGUACAGACUUGACUUAUAAUCUGAUGGUAUCGUAUCAGUUUUGAAACUUCUUCAAAAAUGUUGUGAUUGAAAUUCGCUCUUCCUCAAACGAGAUUAGGAUUUGCUUUCAAACCACUCACAUUAAAAUCUUCAAAGCGUUGCGGAGCAAUGUGAAAGGUGUAUGAACUUCAUUCAUGAUUUCAUUCCUGUGAUAGCGCCUUAAAACUUGUUUGUAAUAUUAUUUGCGAGAGUUCUAUCUUCUUAUUACGUUGCUUGUGUUUCAUUUAGUAAUUAGCUUACUGUUAAACUACAAUUUAGCAUUUUACAGAUAUAUUAAAAGUUUAAGUUACCGUUUCAUUAGGCUGGGUGUUCUAGUUGAUACAACGAUACACAAGGCUUAUUUUAUCAUUUAGGUUAACGUAUGCAAUUGUUAUUAUUGAUUAUAUGAGUUUAUUUAAGGCAGCCUCGGCUCAGAUCUGCCUACCCAGCCUAACGCUUGUUAAAUGUAUGGUUGUUAAUACUUAGUGUAAGAAAAUUUAAUAUUUUUAUAAAGUACAUGACCAAGUUAAUGAUUUUAUCUAAGCAUUAGCUGAUGUGACCUCUGCAUCGGAUCCUACAAUCUUGAUAGACGAAAUUGUGUAGUGCCAUAUGAUAGAAAAUAGUGAACUAAAAACGUGGUGCAUUUUAUUUCCUUUACGAGAGCUAGUCAUAAUGUAUAAAUUAAUGAAUGUUAUAAGCAAAUAGGUUAUUUAAUUUAUUUUCGUAAUUAUCAGUAAGGUGGACAAUUUUGGCAGUGUAAAUGUUUCUAUAAAAUUCUUGGGUUUGGCCGGCAAGAAUUGAUAAGUAUUAGUGCUAAGAGAAUGAUUGUAUUUGGUCUAUUGCAAUGAUGAUGUUGACAGCUGUAUUCAAUGUGAAAAGCUUUUGUUUAAUUGACUUAGAAACUGGUAAAUAUAUUAAGAAAUUACAUCAACUGUUUUAUAUAUUUCAAUGUUCUAUUCUGCUCAACUGUUCCAGUUAUUGGAUUUAUUUUUACAUAAUUCAUUUGAAUUUAAUGCAAUCAAUGAUGCAUACGUUGUUUAUUACAUAUUCAAUAAGAAAACCUUGUGUCAUUCUCGAAACUAUAACUAUUUAAAUGCAACAAAAAUAUUAAAACUUAAUGCAAAUGGGGACAGGAAAAUGACAUGUUGUUUCACUUAAAAUGCGUCAAACGUAGGUAUUUUCGUCAUAUGGAAUGUUGGCCACAGUUUCAAAAUCCUACAUUGGGGUUUGUCCCGAAUACUUAAUGCAAAAAACAGGUAAAUUACCCACCUAUAAAAGGAUAAAAAAACAGUCAUCACCAUUCUUGUAAAAUUAUUGCAUACCAAUAUUUUUGAAUAGUCUCAAAAUCCUAAUGAAAUCACUAAUUUUGAUAAUAAAAUAAUAGAUUAACAUAAAUCCGCACUUAAUUUUGAUUAAGACAUUAUCGAAAAUUGACUUUUUAUUACGUUUCAAUUUGGUUUUUAAUUUAUGUUUUUUUGAUGACGCGACUACCUACUUACAUUAGAUAAAACAGUUGAUGCUAUUUCUAAAAAAGGCAAGGUUUAAUUAAAAAAUAAAUAUAUCAAAACAAUAAAUUAUAUAACAAAUCAACUUCUACAGACGGAACUAAUUUAUCAAACAAACUUUUCAACCCAUAAAUUGUUUAUUGAUUCGCAACAAACUUGCAAACGUUAUCUAUGUAAAUUAAAAUAAUAUUCUGGAUAAGACUGGUCGUAUGAAUAUUGAAACGGGAAUACGUAAUAAAGUUUUUAAAAUACCAUUACGUGUAGAUAAGGAAAUGUAAUGUUAGGCUUGAUGAAGCAUGUUGGAGGAAGAGAUAUAAAUUGUACUCGUUUACGACCAAAUGUUGCGCGUCGUUAUAUCGCGAAUACGUGUAAUUUUAAAAACAUCUUGACAUCACGCUUUAAACUGGCUUCUUUUUAAAGUCAAAGUUAAAAGUUAAAAAAAAGAAUUAUUAAAUUUAUAAAAUACUUACAUGUUCUCGUUCUUCAAUUAAUGAAAUUAACCUUAAAGUUCCUGUUGUGACACACAAUAUUUGGUCCAAUGUCGAGUCCUAUGAAACAAACCCACUAUAGCAAUUUUCGACUUUUAUUAAAUUUUACUUUCGCUCAUCAAAAUUUUUCGUGUGGAAUAAAAUUGAAUCAAAAUUUAAGGACCCACGACAAUAAUUAGUGUUGUAACUUUAAGUAUAUCUUAUUUAAUUUAUUUGUAAACCAUCUGUUAUUUUCCAUUAUGAGAUAUUGAAUCUUUAUUAACAGUAAAAUAAAAUUAUGUAAUUAAUGUAAAGCUUUGAGUUUGUAUAAAGUGUAUUUAUCUUAAAUGCUCAAACACGUUGAUGAUACGUUACAAGACAGCUGCAUAUGAACUCACUUCUUAAUUGUACAUUUUAUACGAUAACGUUGGCAACGAGCUUUAUUUUAAAAAUACAGUUCAUAAUUUAGACGCGGCGUCUUGUAGCGUAUGAUAAAUCUGUUUCUGCGUAAAGUUAGCGAGUAUGCGUGUGUAACUAUGUAUUAUAUUAAUUGUUAAAUGUUGAUGCGGAAUUUUUAAGUGAAAUGACAAUUUAAAAGUGUAUAUUUGUCUAUUUUGCAAAACAUGACGUUAAUAAACAAGCUUUAUAUAAAA
This is a messenger RNA of Helicoverpa zea (corn earworm), 5174 nucleotides long. Its product is annotated as G-protein coupled receptor Mth2-like. Gene Ontology annotation, molecular function: G protein-coupled receptor activity. Gene Ontology annotation, biological process: cell surface receptor signaling pathway; G protein-coupled receptor signaling pathway. The transcript is spliced from 10 exons. Bases 111 to 2099 code for a protein of 662 amino acids. The record is from RefSeq and is a predicted model, not a curated record. Lineage: Eukaryota; Metazoa; Arthropoda; Insecta; Lepidoptera; Noctuidae. Gene Ontology annotation, cellular component: membrane.